AUGUUGAGUACAGCUCGUAUAGUACACGGAAAUAGCUCUAUUUCCCCAUCCGCUAUUCAACAUGGAGCGUCCAGAAACCCGGCCUCAAGCGAAGUCGGAUUCCCUGCCCUUAGCCCGUAUGACUACGGAAUUCACCUCUUUGAACUCCGAGUCAAGACAACUGUUGCCCUCACUUUCAUUCCUCCAGCGAUCGAAACGAUUUCAUUUGGACCACGGCCGAGUCGAGCCUCCAGUGUUAUAUCGACACGGACGGGGUUGACCAUUGGAACCUUGCAAGAAGAGGCGAGGAGUAUUCGCAGCGUCGACCUUGUUCUUGGCGGGAAGCUCUUUCACAUCAAUCGAGAUGCGUCGAAAAUCUCUGUUUUGGAGCAGAACGAUCUGCCUGCGUACUCCUCGCCCCCACCCCACUCUUUUCCCGAUGGGGUACCUGGAGCCGUUGUAGGCUCUGAACGUGUUAUCAGCUCAUCAACGCCAUUACAUGAAGCGAUAAACAGAGAGCAUGGCUCCACAGUCACUGGCAAUGAGCAGACAGUUGAAAGGUCAAUGUCCUUUCAUCCAGGCCCAGAUAAACUAUGUUUAGCGAAAAAGAGGUCUGCUUCACAAGGAAACAUACCGGAACGCGCAUACAGUCAUUUGAAAGCACUUUCGUCACCGCUUCGACGACGAAAUGGAGUUCGUUUACCCAAACUUUCGACUGAAAUACUUCAGACAGCAGGUAUUUCGGCUGAAGAAGCUGAAGACACUCGUGCCACUCGUUCUGCAGAGCCCCGAAUCUGCAGCUCCGGAUAUCCGGUAAAUAUUGGGCUGAAUGUCAUUGGAAGUUUCCCUCACAGUUUCAAACGAACGGCACCCCCUGAGGAGGCUAAAGGUCCUGAGGAUUCACUAAAAAAUGACGGCUCAAACAUACUGAUUCCUGAAAGCCCGGUCAGGAUCGAAGAGCACCAUGCUGAUGGGACCGCACCGCCAUCAAUGGAUUCGGAGAACGACAUCAGUAUCCAUUAUACACGGCUCAUUCGCAGCAUUGAUCGGGAUCAUAGAAAAGCCCUUCAUAUACGAGAUAAAGAAUUGGCAGCAAUGAGAGAAAGGCUAAACGAAUUAGAUCAGGUCUAUCGCAAGGAGCUAAAGUUACGGGACUUUACUAUUGACGAUCUACGCCAGAGGCUUGAACAUCUUGAGAAGGGGAUGGAAUCUCAAAUUCAAACAGUCAGAAACGAGGUGGAAGAGCAGUGGGAAAACCGGUGGAAGGUCAGAGACCGACACUAUAUGGAAAGAAUGAAAAGGAUGGAGCUAGACUUUCAGGGAAGGACUAAAUAA
This is a messenger RNA of Ophidiomyces ophidiicola, 1314 nucleotides long. RefSeq lists its product as uncharacterized. Bases 1 to 1314 code for a protein of 437 amino acids. The record is from RefSeq and is a predicted model, not a curated record. NCBI's taxonomy places the organism in Eukaryota, Fungi, Ascomycota, Eurotiomycetes, Onygenales, Onygenaceae. The transcript is spliced from 2 exons.